AUGAUCGUUCCUACGCUGCUGGUGUUGGCGACGAUGCCGGCACAUUACCACACCAAAACUGAAACUCGUCGCAUACUCGGUGGCUUUGCCGAUAUAAAGGGGAAAUACCCCUAUGUAGUGGCAUUGUACAACGACUAUCGACGCUGCACGGGCACACUCAUAGAUCCCAACUGGGUGCUGACGGCCGCACGCUGUCUCUCUAUCUCCAAGUACGUACAGUUUGGUAACAUGGAAACACCGUUUAACGAAACAAAAUCCAAGAGAAAAAUUCUACACAUAGAACAACCAACAGCAGCUUCUGCGAUGAUCCCCGACCUGGGGUUGAUCUAUAUUGAUCUGGUUCCCUUAACGGUAUACGGCCAUGUGUCAGCAGUUGACUACAAGGUGAUACAAGGACACGCCGUCGAGUACGCUGGCUAUGGAUUUACUCAGAAAGACUUAACAAAAGACAAGGCAAAGGUGUUCCGAGAUGACCAGACGCGACUAUUGCAGAUAGGAUCCGGUAUUGCAAGCAAAUGUGAGAAUAAGGUUAUAACUACACAACUUGUUUGCGUAGCUCCAAAGUGUUCGGCUAAGUGGCAACAAUCUUUGCCCGGCGAUCUCGGCGGCCCGCUUUUUUUCGAUGGCAAGGUAGCUGCCAUCCUUGUCGGAGGUCAAACUCACAACUCCAUCCGGUAUUAUACGCCACUGAGUCCUCAUCUGAGUUGGAUACAAAAAGUGAUAGGCAACCAGCGGCUGACGAUCAGGUCGUAUGCACAGCUCUUUGACACCGUCAAUGCGAAACAAAAUAAUCAUAGUCGUUUUCCACCCGGGUACCAACAGUUUUACAACAUUACCCGGAUGCUCAAAUUGAAUAACAUUUUAAAGAAAGUAUGGAUCCCAGUAAAAUCCAGAUGUUAUUCUGCCUACCCAACAUCAUUUACUCAUUACUUACAAAAUCUCCCCACUACUCAGUAUACUACGCUGAGCAAUGGCCUCACUGUAGUGUCAGAGCAGCGCGAGUCGUAUAAUGCGUGUAUAGGUCUCUUCAUAGACGCCGGCUCCAGAUACGAGAGCAACGUUGAGAAUGGCAUAGCUCAUUUUUUUGAGCACAUAGCUUUUAAAGGAACCAAUGGACGGAGCAAGUUAGAUCUCCAGGCACAGAUGGCAAGUCUAGGUGCCAAGUACAAAUGCAUCACCACUCGUGAGCUAAUCGUUUACUACGUAGAGUGUUUGAGUCAAGAUACACCUCUGGCAACCGACAUACUCACCGAUUGUGUAUUCAACAACAGUUUGGACCAGUGCGAGAUAGAGCACCAAAAGAAGACUGUGUAUUCUGAAAUGAUUGACCAUGAUAAGGACCCCGGUAAAGUGGUGUUUGAUUAUUUGCAUGCAAGUGCAUUUCAAGGUACGCCUCUCGCCCAAACCGUUAUGGGCCCCAGUUCGAACCUACACAACUUUACUGAUUGUACUGUAUGUCGGUACUUGUCCAAAUGCUUCGAUCCGUGCAGGACGGUUCUCGCAGCCGUCGGUGGCAUUAAACACGAACAGAUAGUAUCUCUCGCCGCUUCCUACCUUUGCGAUUUAGAACCAUUGAAAUGUAUAGAUAUGGAUGCUUACCGAUACACGGGCUCUGACGUUCGCUUUCGUGAUGACUCAAUGCCAACGGCCCACGUGGUGAUAGCUGUAGAGGGCCCUAGUUUCAGUGAUGACGACAGACUCACCAUGGAAGUAGCGAGGUUCAUAAUGGGUGGGUGGGACCGCUCCCAGCCCGGUGGCGUCAACCACCCUGCACGGCUCGCGCGUACUAUUUCCCAGGGCAACUUGUGCGACUCAUACCAAGCGUUCAAUCUGAGUUACAAAGAUUGCGGUCUGUUUGGAGUGCACUUCGUGGCUGAUACAAUGAAUCAAGAUGACAUAAUGAUGUCAAUACAAGAGGAGUUCAUGUAUUUGGCCAUGUGUGUGACAGAGCCUGAGGUGGAGAGGGCUAAAAAUUUUUUAAAGACAAAGAUUUUGUCAGAGACUGAGAGUUCAUUGGGCACGUGUAUGGACAUCGGGCGUUGUACGUUGUAUUACGGAUGCCGGCCGUCAUUGCUGCAGAAGAUGCAGGCUGUGGACAGCAUCACAGUGGAUCACGUGCGUCGGGCAUGCUACCAGUACCUGUUCGACAAGUGCCCGGUGGUUGCUGCUGUUGGUCCCACGGAAGGUCUUUUAGAGUACCCCAGGAUUAGAUCAUACAUGUAUUGGUCAAGAGUUUAA
Spodoptera exigua (beet armyworm) is the source of this 2238-nucleotide messenger RNA. The record is from the annotation of a GenBank genome assembly. Lineage: Eukaryota; Metazoa; Arthropoda; Insecta; Lepidoptera; Noctuidae.